Oncorhynchus masou masou (cherry salmon) is the source of this 916-nucleotide messenger RNA. RefSeq names its product elastase 3 like (gene ela3l). The transcript has 8 exons. Bases 11 to 820 code for a protein of 269 amino acids. Gene Ontology annotation, molecular function: serine-type endopeptidase activity. Gene Ontology annotation, biological process: proteolysis. Lineage: Eukaryota; Metazoa; Chordata; Actinopteri; Salmoniformes; Salmonidae. The record is from RefSeq and is a predicted model, not a curated record.
AUCAAUCAACAUGAUUCCCAUUGUUCUGGCCUCCGUGCUCAUCGCUAGCGCCUUCGGGUGCGGCACCCCUCCUAUUGAGCCUCUGACCACCCGUGUGGUCAAUGGAGUGGACGCCAAGCCUCACAGCUGGCCCUGGCAGAUCUCUCUGCAGUAUGAGAGGGACGGUGAGUGGAGACACACCUGUGGAGGAUCUCUGAUUGCCACCAACUGGGUCAUGACCGCUGCGCACUGUAUCAACCUCAACCUGUCCUACAGAGUGUUCGUUGGAAAGCACAACCUGGUUGAGACUGAGGAAGGCUCCCAGGCCAUCAUCCCUGAGAAGCUUGUUGUCCAUGAGAAGUGGAACCCCAUCUUUGUGGCCUUCGGAAAUGACAUUGCCCUGAUCAAGUUGUCUGAGCAUGUGACACUGACUGACCAUGUGCAGCUUGGCUGUAUCCCUGCUGCUGGCACUGUGCUGGACAACCAGUACCCCUGUUACAUCACUGGCUGGGGAAGGGUCUACACCGGAGGCCCCAUUGCUGAUAACCUGCAGCAGGCUCUGAUGCCUGUGGUGGACCACGCCACCUGCUCCAAGCCCGACUGGUGGGGAAUUGCUCUCAGGACCACCAUGGUGUGUGCCGGAGGAGAUGGCAUUGUCGCUGGCUGCAACGGUGACUCUGGUGGGCCCCUGAACUGCAAGAACCCAGGGGGAGUAUGGGAGGUCCAUGGUAUUGCCAGCUUUGUUUCUGGUCUGGGCUGCAACUACGCGAAGAAGCCCACCGUCUUCACCCGCGUCUCCAACUUCAAUGACUGGAUCAACCAGGCUAUGAUGAGCAACUAAAGUGGAGCAGAAUGGGGAAUUGAGUCCAAUAAAAAAGAACUCAGCAAAAUGGCUUUGUGAUGUAUUUUAUGUUCAUGCCACAAGAUGUCCUCAGUC